Messenger RNA from Grammomys surdaster, 1592 nucleotides. It is a transcript of the gene Mrpl58, whose product is annotated as mitochondrial ribosomal protein L58. The transcript has 6 exons. Bases 890 to 1393 code for a protein of 167 amino acids. Gene Ontology annotation, biological process: mitochondrial translational termination. Gene Ontology annotation, cellular component: mitochondrial large ribosomal subunit. Lineage: Eukaryota; Metazoa; Chordata; Mammalia; Rodentia; Muridae. Gene Ontology annotation, molecular function: translation release factor activity. The record is from RefSeq and is a predicted model, not a curated record.
CCUCUCAAGUACUGAGAUUGCAGGCAUAGACCAACAAACCCGACUUAGAGUUAAAGUUUUAAGUAGAGUGAUCUUGGAAAGCCUCGAAGAAGUAGGGUACAGUGGCCUGCAUUUGUAACCCCAGCACCUGAGGUAGAGGCAGGAAAAUAGGUUCAGGGCCAGCCUUUGUAUGAGACCUUGUCACAUACGAAGACCUGGAACAAGAAAGAUGUGAGAAUACUGGGGAGAUGAAUAUCCCAAGCAGAGCAGGUACAACCACUUCAGAGCAGUAGCAUACUGGACAAGGGUGGCUGAGUAGGGCAGUCUGCUGAAGGGAAACAAAAGAGGAGAGAAGUGGGUGGAGCCAGGAAUGGAUCGAUACAACUUAGUUUUACGAGAUUGAUGAUUACACAGUGUUACAGACAGCAGCCUGGAGAAUGGCAAUGGCUAGAAGGUGAGUUAGGAGAUUGCGGUAAUAUCGGGAAGACAGCAUGAGGAGGCUGGAAGCAGUAGGAGUCUUGAGGAUGAUUAGAUCCUAGGCAUCUUUUGAAGAAAGUCUAUAGGAUUUGCUACUAGACUGGAAAUAAAGUGAGAACAAGCAGGGUCUGUGGGACUGGAGUUGAGCAAAGAGGUUUACUGGAGCCCAAAAGUAGGGAGUCACCAAUAUAGACGGCAUUUCCAUCAGCUUAGAAGGAUGAAAUAUUUGGGGGCGGGAAGAGAAGAAAGACUUCAGUGGCACAUGAGAGUUUCAACCAUCACCAAAGUGCUAGUCAAGGAAUAUUCAGAAGAGGCAUGAAGAGGCAAGAGGGAACCUGAGGAGGGUGGGUGACUUAGCAAAGUGAAGUCUUCAGAGAGACCAGCAUGAGCAGAACGAGGUUUCCACCCCUACCCCUGUUCUAGAGACCAAACGAUGAAGGCAUGGAGAGGUGUAGAUGGACACACUUUGGCUUGGAGGCUGGAGGAGCGCCUGGGGCUGGAGGAGGAUGCAAAACAAGCCAGCAGUGACAUCCCUCUAGAUCGGUUAAGCAUAUCUUACUGCCGGAGCAGCGGUCCUGGGGGGCAGAACGUUAACAAAGUGAAUUCCAAGGCUGAAGUAAGGUUUCACUUGGCCAGUGCAGACUGGAUUGCAGAGCCUGUGCGCCAGAAGAUUGCCCUCACGCAUAAAAAUAAGAUCAACAAGGCAGGAGAGCUGGUACUUACCUCUGAGAGCAGCCGAUAUCAGUUCCGUAAUCUGGCAGAAUGCCUACAGAAAAUUCGAGACAUGAUUGCCAUGGCCAGCCAGGUGCCCAAGGAGCCAUCCAAAGAAGAUGCCCGGCUUCAGAGACUCAGGGUUGAAAAGAUGAAUCGGGAAAGGCUACGACAGAAAAGACUAAACUCUGCCAUAAAGACAAGCAGGAGGAUGACUAUGGACUGAAGUCACCCCACCCUGCUGGCAAAGACCAUAGUGUCAGUGCAGCUCAGCAGGGAGCUGACACACCACGGGAGACUUUUUUUGAUUAAUUGGAGCCCUGCUAGAACGUUCCUUUGGCGGGAAGGCUGCAGGUCUUCCAGGGCAGCUCCUUCCAUUAUCCACCUAGUGAAUUACUGGCUGCAAUAAACUUGUAAGCACAGGA